Cadophora gregata is the source of this 1850-nucleotide messenger RNA. RefSeq lists its product as uncharacterized. Lineage: Eukaryota; Fungi; Ascomycota; Leotiomycetes; Helotiales; Ploettnerulaceae. The record is from RefSeq and is a predicted model, not a curated record. The transcript has 7 exons. Bases 88 to 1194 code for a protein of 368 amino acids. Gene Ontology annotation, molecular function: oxidoreductase activity; zinc ion binding.
AUCCUUCUCUUCUCCUUCUCUUCUCCUUCUCCUCUCCUUCUAGGUUUUAUAACUGGUGUCAUAAAUCAAUCAAUCAAUCAAUCAAUCAUGGCAGAACAAAACGGUGGUGCUCCAACAGAAUUCGAUAUCCCAAAGACAUGUAAAGCAGGCGUAUGCGUCAACGAAGGUCCAGAUUUCCGCGUCGAAAUCCAAGAUGUGCCUGUCCCGGAGCCAGGCCCCAACGACCUCCUCCUCCGACUCAACGCCACAGGCCUCUGCAUGUCCGACGUACACUUCAUGCUUCACGACUGGAACGUGCCCGCCAUGUCUACCUUCGGCGUGAAAUGCGCAGGUCACGAGGGCGCAGGCGUGGUUGUCAAGGUUGGGUCUAAUGUGAGGAAUUGGAAGGUGGGGGAUCGAGCAGGGAUCAAGCCGUUGUUGGAUGUUUGUGGGAUGUGUGAGUGUUGUUGGGAAGGGAGGGAGAAUUAUUGUCAGGGCGGGGUGUAUACGGGGUUGGCUGCUACGGGGAGUUACCAGCAAUACGUAGUCAGUCCAGCCAAAUACACGAGCCCAAUUCCAGACGGAGUGAGCGAUUAUAUUGCCGGGCCAAUCAUGUGUAGUGCCUCGACGAUGCAUCGAGCACUGAUCGACUCCGGUCUGAAAGUCGGACAGUGGGUUGUGUUUCCCGGUGGUGGAGGCGGUGUUGGGAUUCAAGGUGUUCAACUGGCUAAAGCGAUGGGUAUGCGUCCUAUUGUGAUCGAUACGGGCGCCCAGAAGAAAAAUCUUUCGAUCGAGAUGGGCGCUGAGGAGUUUGUGGACUUUAAAGAUGUUGAGGAUGUUGCGGCUGAGGUCAAGCGAGUCGCUGGUGGUGUUGGAGCGCAUGGUGUCAUUGUAACUGCCUACCAAGCAUACGCCAACGCCAUCAGCUACAUCGCAGACCGAGUCGGCGGCGUAAUCGUCUGUGUUGCAUUACCCCCAAAAGACACCGUAACAAUCGGAGGCGACCCUUCACACUUCGCCUUCCGCAAUCUCAAAGUUAUAGGCUCCCUUGUAGGAACUAUGCAGGACACAGCUAAGGCGUUGGAGUACGCUCAGCGGGGACUGUUGAAGCAGAUCUGUGAGGUGAGAGGGUUGAGUCAGAUGCCGGAGAGUGUACAGCAGCUUAGGAGAGGGGAGGUUGCUGGGAGGAUUGUUAUCGAUUUUAAUAAGCCUUGAGAAGUGGUUAUUGUGCUGUGAUGGUGGGAGACAACAGUGAAGAUGGUGGUAUUGGGGGUGAGGCGGAAGAAUGUGUUUUUGAAAUGUGUGUUUACUGCUAAGCGAAGUUGAGAUCGGGGUCAAUCUCAACGUCUGAAUACUUGAUAGCUGUUUCACCUAUACAAACUACGCCAAUUACUCAAGCUUCAACCAAAAUCCACUUUGACUCCAUUGAAGAAUCGAUAGUUGAAUGGAUUCUCAACACACCUUACGAUCCAUAUGGGGCCAAGAUCCUCGAAUCUUAAUGAUGAAUCUUGUCGUGAAUAAUUCCAUUUGUACCUGCGAUACUUACGGGUGGUGGGAAGCAUUGUCAGCUCUCAAAGACUAUGAAACGAGCUCUCCAGGCCAAAAGCAGGAACUUUGGAACCAGAAUAAAAUCCCGAUAAUUCUUCUUCGCCUUUGGGGACUGCCUCGAAUAGUCGCAGCGAUUCCUCGUAACCCUGACCUUCGCGAGGGAGAACAAGAGAUAGAUUGUAUAUACGCCCAACGAGAAUUGGAGGAAGACGUGGUUAAGGGGGGCCCCAUUUGCACAAGAUGGAACUUGGGUAUGUAUUCAGAUUUGGUUGAAGAGGCGAUCAGAUGCGAGGUAGCCUGGAUGGAAGAGAUUUAGAGACGGC